Molecule: messenger RNA, 1868 nt
Organism: Mesoplodon densirostris (Blainville's beaked whale)
Lineage: Eukaryota; Metazoa; Chordata; Mammalia; Artiodactyla; Ziphiidae
Gene: DMRT2
Product: doublesex and mab-3 related transcription factor 2
Exons: 4
Coding region: 126-1820 (564 amino acids)
Biological process (GO): regulation of transcription by RNA polymerase II; sex differentiation
Cellular component (GO): nucleus
Molecular function (GO): RNA polymerase II cis-regulatory region sequence-specific DNA binding; DNA-binding transcription factor activity, RNA polymerase II-specific
Source: RefSeq, a predicted model, not a curated record
GCACAGCCAGCAGCCCAAGAGCAAGGUCCCAAGGCUGGAUAUCUUUUGCCUCGGCUGCUUAGCCGGGGCCUCAGAGUCUUGAGCGCAGGGGACUCAGCGUAGGCCCGGGCGAAGCGUGCUGCGCCAUGGCGGUACGGCAGCCGGUUCCCGCAGUGGACUGGGAGAUCGACGUGGAGAGCCUGGGGCUGGAGGAGGACGGCCGCGCGGCGCCGCCGCCCACGCCGCCCGGGCCCAGCCCGCCGCCGGCCGACAGGGACGGCGAGGAUGACGACGACGCGGAGGACGAGGACGAGGACGACGCGGAGGACGAGGGCGAUGGCGAGGAGGCGGGCGCGUCCCCGGGGGUGCCGGGCCGGCCGGAGCAGCAGGAUACCCUGGCUCCGAGGCCGCCUCCGGCGCCGCAGGCCUCGUCGGCGCCGGCCGGGCCCCCGGAGCGCGGCGCAAACGCGGGCGGCGGCGGCGCCGGCGCGGAGCUGCGCAAGCUCAGUCGCACGCCCAAGUGCGCGCGCUGCCGCAACCACGGUGUGGUGUCCUGCCUCAAGGGCCACAAGCGCUUCUGCCGCUGGCGUGACUGCCAGUGCGCCAACUGUCUGCUAGUGGUAGAGCGGCAGCGCGUCAUGGCCGCCCAGGUGGCGCUCCGGAGGCAGCAGGCCACCGAGGACAAGAAGGGGCUUUCCGGGAAACAGAAUAAUUUCGAGCGCAAAGCCAUGUAUCAGAGGCAAGUCAGGGCACCCAGUUUGCUGGCCAAAAGCAUUUUAGAAGGCUACCGCCCCAUUCCAUCAGAGACUUAUGUGGGAGGGAGUUUACCUCUACCUCCCCCAGUAAGUGACCGGAUGAGGAAAAGGCGGGCCUUUGCUGAUAAAGAGUUGGAGAACAUUAUGCUGGAGAGAGAAUAUAAAGAGAGGGAGAUGUUGGAAGCUUCCCAAGCUGCUGCCUUAUUCCUGCCCAAUCGCAUGGUACACGGUUCUGAAUACAACUCCUACAAAAGUGGCUACAGUCCCACGCCAGUGGAACCACCAAGCAAAGACUUCUGCAAUUUUUUGCCCACCUGCCUUGAUCUCACCAUGCAGUAUUCAGGGUCUGGGAAUAUGGAACUAAUUUCUUCCAAUGUCAGCGUGGCCACGACUUACAGGCAGUAUCCCCUGUCCUCGAGAUUUUUAGUUUGGCCCAAGUGUGGCCCCAUUAGUGACACCCUCCUCUACCAGCAAUGCCUGCUGAAUGCUACCACGUCAGUUCAGGCCCUGAAGCCUGGGGCCAGCUGGGACCUGAAGGGAGUCCGACUGCACGAUGGACUCGGAGCAGAUCAUGAUAUAAUGCCACCGAAAUUGGAAGGCUCUCUGGUGCCGCCUCACACUCCUGAGGGCCAGAUCUCAAGAAGUGACCUUCAGGGUCACCAGGCCGUCCCCGAGAGGUCUGCGUUCUCCCCACCCCGACGGAAUUUUUUGCCGGUUGUUGACACGGACUCCCUGGCAGCUCAAGGGCACGUCUUAACCAAGAUCAGCAAAGAAAGCACCAGGCACCCUCUGCCACUUAAACAUAAUCCAUUCCACUCAUUAUUCCAGCAAACUCUUAAUGACAAAUCAGGUCCCGAGUUGAAAACAUCAUCUGUCAAAGAGGCCUUUGAGGAGGCCCCUAAGAAACCCAGAGAGUGUUUAGUCAAGGAGAACCAGAAGUACACAUUUACAAUAGAUAGAUGUGCAAAAGACCUUUUCGUAGCCAAACAAGUUGGAACAAGACUCUCAGUGAAUGAACCGCUGUCAUUUUCUGUUGAGUCUAUUCUUAAGAGGCCUUCGUCUGCCAUCACUCAUGUCUCUCAGUGAAAGGCCGCUGAAAUGGGAAGCUGGAUUUUCUGCAGUCUCAGAGGAUUC